Molecule: messenger RNA, 3786 nt
Organism: Panicum virgatum (switchgrass)
Lineage: Eukaryota; Viridiplantae; Streptophyta; Magnoliopsida; Poales; Poaceae
Product: pentatricopeptide repeat-containing protein At3g50420-like
Exons: 2
Coding region: 578-2242 (554 amino acids)
Biological process (GO): RNA modification
Molecular function (GO): protein binding; RNA binding
Source: RefSeq, a predicted model, not a curated record
UGACCACGCUUUUGCUCGCGGUGGCGUCGCACCCUUGAUAACGAGCGGUUUACGGCUGCGCCCACCGCGCCAGCGCGUGCCGCUCCAUGUCGUCGCGCCUCGGCUUCUACACCCUCGAGCCGGCGCUCGCCGCGGCGGCCGAGGCGCUGUUCCGCUCCGGCGCGGUCCUCCGGCGCGCGCGCGCGCGCUGCACGCGCUCCUCCUCGUCUCCUCCCUGCCCUCCGCGCCACGCCCGGCGACCUUCCUCGCCAACCAGCUGCUCGCCCUCUACUGCCGCCACUCCGUCGUCCCCGACGCCCUCGCCCUCGCCCUCCUCCGCUCCACGCCGUGCCCCACCGUCGUGUCGUACAACACCGUCCUCUCCGCGCUCUCGCGCACCCCGAGGCACGCGCCCAACGCUUUCGGGCUCUUCCGCGGCCUCUACGCCUCGGGUCUCCGUCCCACCGCACCCAGCUUCUGCGCCGUCCUCCGCGCCGCUGGUGCGCUCCGCGACGGUCGCGCGGGGGCCGCCGCGCACGCGCAGGCCGCGGCGCUCGGCUUCCUCGCUAGCGACAUUGUUCCGACUGCGCUGCUCCAGAUGUAUUCUGGGUGCGGGUCGCCGAGGGACGCCAACCAGGUGUUCGAUGAAAUGGCAACGCCGGACGUGGUGGCAUGGAACUGCGUGAUGCACUGCAGCGUACGCUAUGGUUACCUGGAGCGGGCACUGAGGAAAUUCUGCCGGAUGGUGAGUACUGGGCUGGCACCUACAGAGAGUACGCUUUCUUCGGUGCUGAGUGGGUGCGGGCGAUCUGGGGACUCACACCAUGGGCGUGCACUCCAUGGAUGGGUGGUGAAAUCAGAGGAGCUUGAUCUUGAUUUGCCGCUGCAGAAUGCGCUGCUCGAUAUGUACUGCUGCUGCGGUGAUCUGGACACUGCUCUGCUUGUGUUUCAGAGGAUUGAGGCACCAGACUUGGUGUCAUGGAACACCAUAAUUGCUGGAUUUUCUGGCAUUGGGGAUGGAUGGAGCGCUGUGCAGGCCUUUGUGCAGCUCAAAGCCGUAUCCUGUGAACAGCUUGCUCCUGAUGAGUAUACACUUGCAUCUGUGGUGUCUGCUGCCGCUGCAUUACCAGCAAUGUGUAGUGGCAAGCUGCUUCAUGCUGACAUAAUCAAAACUGGGUUGGAGAGCAGUGUCUUUGUUGCGAAUACACUAAUCAAUAUGUAUUUUACAAAUGAGGAGCCAGGUUCUGCCCAGAUUUUGUUUGAUUCCAUUAUGGUGAAAGAUGUAAUCAUGUGGACUGAAAUGGUUGCUGGCCAUUCAGCACCAGGUGAAGGAGAAUUGGCCCUGAAGUAUUUUAUUAGGAUGCUGGAGGAAGGGCACAAGGUUGAUAACUUCUCUCUUAGCAGUGCUUUGAACUCCUCAGCAGAUCUUGCAGGCCUUAAGCAAGGGGAAAUGCUCCACGCCCAAGUGGUAAAAUGUGGUUACGAAGGAAAUAUCUGUGUCUCUGGAAGCCUCGUUGACAUGUAUGCAAAAAACGGUGCUCUUGGAGAUGCCUAUUCAGUUUUCUGUACCAUACAUAAGGCAGAUUUGAAGUGCUGGAAUUCUAUGAUAGGAGGAUAUGGCAAUCAUGGGGAUUCUGAAACAGCAUUCAAACUAUUUGGUGACAUGAUUCACGGUGGGCUGCAGCCUGACCAUGUAACUUACAUCUCUCUCCUUUCUGCCUGUAGCCAUUGUGGACUGGUUGAGAAAGGAAAACUUUAUUGGUCCUGGAUGAUCACUGAUGGCAUUGUGCCAGGGUUCAAACACUACACUAGCAUGGUGAGUUUGUUGAGUAGGGCAGGUUUAUUGCAGGAAGCAGUUGAUUUGAUUAACAAAGCCCCCUCUGCCAAGAGAUAUCCUGAGCUAUGGAGAAUUCUACUGAGCUCUUGUGUGACAUUUAAAGAUUUGUCCAUUGGUGUUCAUGCUGCUGACCAGGCAUUGGAGCAGGAUCCAGAUGAUAUCUCAACACAUAUACUGCUUUCAAACCUCUAUGCCUCUAUAGGGAAAUGGGACAAUGUGUCUGCAAUUAGGAGAAGGAUCAGAGGGCUGAUGAUUGAAAAGGAGCCUGGGCUUAGCUGGAUUGAGAUUAAGAAAACGGUCCAUGUGUUCUCUGCAGACGAUGAAUGCCAUACUCAUAUAGAUGAUUGUCGUGAUGAGUUGCUUAGAAUCAUGGGAAACAUGGGACUCUUGGAUAGUUGUGAAAAUGAAUUAGUGUCCAGUGGCUAAAUUUCCUUGAACUGAUUUCAGUUAAACAGGAGUUGUCAUGCUUUCCCUCAUGACACCAUGAAAGCUGAUGUGUAUAAUUAAACAUUUGAGUGUAACAAAUAAUGAAAAGUUGCAUAUCAGCACUUGAUCGGCUACCCAACAAUUGUUCAGGGCAAAACAUCCCAGAUUUGUCCUGAAAGGUUUGGUCUUAAACGAGGAUUCGUGUAACUUCGGAAGGCACCAAAGCAGCUUGUCCCAUGCCAAACCUUCCUAUCAUGUAAGGUGCCUGAAAACUGAACCACCCUUCCUUGGUAUAUAUUACAUCUGAUCCCAAAUAAAAAGUCCUUUUGGGAUUGUCCUAGGUUAAGCUUUUUUAACUCUGAUCAUCGACUGAUGAAAAGCAAUAUAGAUUGACAACAUGAAAUUGAUGUUAAUAGAUUGAUGAUGAAAAACUGUUUCGAUAUCCUCAAACGCAAAUAUACAAUUCUUUCAAUUUAUAGUGAUAUCAUUCUAUAGAUAUUGCUAGUCAAAGAGUGAUAUUGGAGACCAUAUUGAUAUGCUAAAGGACUUAUCUAAGAGGAAGUAAUAUUUGUGUUUUGGUUUGUCACGUAAUCACAAGCUUUUAAUUUAAUAAGUUCCUAUAAUCUAACCUUGUUGAUCUAUCUAAUGCUCAUUUAAUACUAUAUUUUUUCCUGCUCAUCUCGGACCAAGUAAGAUAUGAAUUGUAACAAAUCUGGGUAUAUAAUGAUUCGCCCUUACUCUCAUGACAUUAUAGAUAUCCAUAGUUUGUUUCUGCUCAUUUUAUCCCAAGGAAUCAUACUAGAAAAAAACGAAGACAACUGUUUGGGUUUGGUAUAUAUUUUGGGGACCCUUUAGUGUAGCAUACUUUACUCUUUUAGUGUUCUAUACAUUUUUUUUUUUGCUUUUGAAGUACACUGCCAAUUUUUCCUCAAAAAUGAGUGCAAAUGCACCAAUUGAAGAUCUGAUUCCCUAAAUCUCUGAUUCAUAAGACGCCGAACUUAGUUUCAAAAGGAGCUAUUUUUUCUGCUUUCCCUUUUUCCCAUUAAUGUCGGCAGAAGAGCUGCCGAUUAUAUAAAAAAGAAAUGGAAAUUUUAUCAGGUUUUGCAGACAUGGGCGCCAGAUGAAAUGGCUGGGUUGGUCUAGUCGGCUACUGUUGGUUGUUUCUCGCUACAUGGCACCGAAACCUGUUUUGUGAACCACGCAUGGGAGACCAACAAUUACACAUUUACACUGCCCUCGGUAUUUCUUGGGGCAUUAUGAAGUUGGUAUUCCUGAGCGGAGUCUUCUGCCUUCAUCUUCAUCAGCCUUCAUCUUCAUCAGCAGAAAAGGCUUCUUGAGGACUUCAAUAAUAGCAAUCGGAAGGAUGGUAGGACCUGGUCCUUCUGGUUAGGGUUCACAUUGUACUGUUCAGUUCCCUUGGAUCAGCUUGUCGCUGUCAGCUAUCUAACAGUUCAGUCCACCUAGAGUUUCAGUCCCUUUCAAAGUCCCAUUCACCUAUGAAAACUGGACUUCCAUGUUGAAAUGCUGAUAUUUUGAACUGGUCA